Messenger RNA from Tigriopus californicus, 2231 nucleotides. RefSeq names its product MFS-type transporter SLC18B1-like. Gene Ontology annotation, molecular function: transmembrane transporter activity. NCBI's taxonomy places the organism in Eukaryota, Metazoa, Arthropoda, Copepoda, Harpacticoida, Harpacticidae. The record is from RefSeq and is a predicted model, not a curated record. The transcript has 9 exons. Gene Ontology annotation, biological process: transmembrane transport. The coding region runs from base 533 to 2152 and encodes 539 amino acids.
AUUUGGUUCAAUGUGAGGCGUUUCACUUCUUCGUCAUUUCAGAGGUUUGACUAUUCGGUGCGUGCUCUUUGUUGUGAACGGAUUUCUGUGAUAUGGUGCGAGUUGUGGCCAAAUGUCAAACGUCUUCCUAAUCUAAGUCUUAAAUCCUGAUGAAAGGCUCACCGCACAACUGAAGAACAUCCAGAUAAUCCUCGGGGUCGAUCGACCCUCGAGAGAGAACAACAGCAACAUGCCUCAGUGGGUCGACUAAAAAUUUGAAAUUCAAUUCGUAAACAUAUAUGUGUGUGCGUGUAUUUGUGCCUUGUGGGUUGUCAAGAAGGCCGAUCCGGAAAAGCCGGUUUUUCUCAACUUGACUCGGUCUCUCCGAGGCAUGUUUUGGUUGAUUGACCACCAAGAGUCGAACAGUUGUGUUAAACACGGUGCUUCAGCAUCAAGAGCCAUGUCAAAGAAGAUAACGUGCUACCCUGGGGAGUUAUAACCAUCGAAAAUCCAGACAGGACCACGCCAUUACCCUCGAUUGAGAUCAAUCAUCAUGGGCUGUUUGCCAGAAAACAAUUUUAGCCGCCAACAAUGGCUUGUCAUUGUUACGUUUAUCGUUGUAAACUUUUGCAACGCUAUGUGCGUUUCCAUGCAGGCCCCCUUUUAUCCCCAUGAAGCCGAAAAGAAAGGGUGUGUUCCAUCUGAAUAUGGCCUCGUUUUCGGCAUUUUCGAGCUGACCGUGUUUUUGGUGAGCCCGAUCAUUGGGGCCAACUUGAACCGUUUGGGCAUGAAGACCACGCUCAAUGUGGGGAUUGCCACUGUUGGAGUCACCUCCAUUCUCUUUGGUCUUUUGGACCGCAUCAACGACGGCAAAGUCUUCUUGGGACUCUCCUUUGCCCUGAGAAUCAUCGAGGCCUGCGGCAAUUCCGGUUUCCUAACCGGCAGUUUCAGUAUGAUCGCCAAAGAGUUUCCAGACAAAGUGGCCACCAUGUUUGCCGUCUUGGAGACCUUCUUCGGGAUCGGCAUGAUCGUUGGACCCACGGUAGGCGGGGCCCUGUAUGAGUUGGGCGGAUUCACCCUGCCCUUUGUUACCCUUGGAAGCGUGUUGGUAUGCGCCGCCAUCUUUACCUCAUUGGUGUUGCCCAAUGCUCCUCCCGCCAUUGAGGACAGCACCAACAAACCUAGCAUAGCUCAAGCACUCAAGGUGCCUUCCAUUGUUCUGGCCUCGUAUAGCGUCUCGUGUGCGGCUGCCAGUUUAGGCUUUCUUCAGGCCACCCUUGAGCCGCAUUUACGGGAAUUCGAACUCUCGCCAUUGUUGAUUGGUUGCUUGUUUGUCAUCAGUGGAGCUUGUUAUGGCGUGUCUGCACCUAUUUGGGGAAUUUUUUGUGAUCGGAAGCCACCCAAAAUUGCCUCGUUCGUUGGAGCUCUGUUCAUUGGAGGUGGGUUCGUCUUCAUGGGACCACUUCCUUUCAUUCCAAUCAAGAAGAGCAUCCCAUUGAUUGUGGGAGCACUUCUUCUACACGGAAUCGGAUUGGGGGCGCAGGUUGUGUCUGGGUUUGCGGAUGCUCAUAGACAAGCCAUUGCUGCUGGACUUCCCGACAAUGUUGACACUUAUGGUCUGAUUUCGGGACUGUGGACAUCCGUGUUUGCAUUGGGAGCGUUCAUCGGUCCGACCGUGGCUGGAAUCCUGUUCGACGCCAUUCACUUCCCAUUGGCCACCCUCUUUGUCAUCAUAGCCGAGGCCUUAGUGAUCGUUUUCAUAACCAUUUUUGUUGCCGUGGACAUGCUUAGAGCAAGGUCCGCCCGAAAUCAGGCCAUUGCGUCAACUUCUGCUGAUGAAGAGACUUCUACCCUCCUUGAUCAGGAUGGGGAGAGUGGCUACGGCUCCGUGAAUGACACUGCUCAACAAAGGCGAGAAAGGAUGAGGUCUCGGAAUACCAGGACCCGGAAAUACUCGGAAGUGCUGUCGACCAGCAUGGCAGGCAGUGUGGCCCGGUCGGUCAGCAUGGCCUAUCCACAGUUCAUGAUGCCUGGAGUGGCCAAUUCCUACAGGGCACCAGCUCCUUCCAUGAGUGCAUUCUCCCAUGGAAUUGGUGGAUCUGCAGUGGAUCGAUUUGGAGCAGACUCGGAUUCUCUUCUUCAAGUCCCAGAGAAUCGAGAGCUUUCGGACUAACUUGCGGUACAUUUUCAGAUCAUGACAAGAAUGAUAAAGACAAGUUCAAUAAAGUACUCAUAAAUAUGUCUAAAAGUGA